Molecule: messenger RNA, 1835 nt
Organism: Punica granatum (pomegranate)
Lineage: Eukaryota; Viridiplantae; Streptophyta; Magnoliopsida; Myrtales; Lythraceae
Source: RefSeq, a predicted model, not a curated record
AAGGGCUCCACUCCACUUUGACUCGAAAUUGAAUUGAAUUGAAUUUUUCUUUCCAACAAAAAGAAAGGAGAUUGAAAUUGACGCCAAAAUUCAAUUCAUCUAUCCUCGCUCUCUCGAGCUCGACCGCGCGCUUCUCAUGGAGGAGGAACCGACCUUCGACACCGAUCUCAUCCACGCCAUUUUCAAGAAUAUCUGGACCCGACGUGCUCUCGAGCGUGCACGGAAUGAAGCGGAUGACGCAGUGGACGGUGAGCAAGCAGGAGCUGGGACAACCAAGAAGAAUCGACUGACUUCUGCUAACGUUAACGCAUUGAAGCUGAGCUGUGAACUUCUGCGGCUCUUUGUCACAGAGGCUGUUCAACGUGCUGCUACAAUAGCCGAAGCAGAGGGCGCUACUAAGAUCGAAGCAACCCAUCUGGAGAGGAUUCUUCCACAGUUACUCCUUGAUUUUUAAGAGUUUCCAUAGAAGAUGUUCCCUCCCUUGGCCUUAUCAGAUAUUGUACAAAGACCGACUCUGUGAGCAUGUCUACUCUAUCAGUAUAUGUGAAUUGAUAUUCAGUGUGAAAAAUUUUCAAGUAUUUUUCCUCUGAUGGACACUGUAAUCAAAUUCGAUGAAGUAAAAGACAACUUUCCUUGCUAAUCUAUGAUAUCGUUUUCCUGAUCUAUGAAGAUUUCACCUGUGUCUGAUUGAGAGCUGAAUCAGUAACACAAUUACUUCUAUUAAUUUGCAGAUGCUGGUAAACUUAUAGGUUUGUCUUGCCAUUUCCUAUAGAAUGACCAUGAUUAUCUGAUAUGCAUAUUAAAAGGAUUUUGCAGCAACAACAAUUAGGAAGAUGAUAUCAUAUCAUACAUCGGGUUUUUUUGACAGUUAUUUUAUAGACAUCUUAAUUCUUAUACACCGAAGGAGGGAAAAAAAAAAAGACAUCUUACAUGCUUAGAGUUCAUCUAAUUGACAAUACAAAUUCCAUUGGCAAUAUAUGAUUAUGUGCUCUGAGCUCUCAUCUUUAGCACGAUGUCAGUGCUUGAUCUGGGACAGCAUGCAUCUGACGUCCUUACUGUUGGGCCUUUGGUCCGCUGAUGAGGUCUUCACCGCCCACCAGGACUGUGAGAUCAGCGUGUGGGGGGUGGUGGCCCGGCCUCGUCGAGGUGGCACCGCCUCCAGCAGACGCUCCCCACCUUCACAGACCAGCUGCUUCCCUGAGGAACUAUGUCAUUGUCAGGCGGCAUAGGAAGCGGCUGUGGAUCGAGCACUGUGAUGCUGUGUGGGGGCUGGCAGUGAGCCGUCUUGAAGGACUAAUGUACUCAGUCUUGUGGGACCAGAGCCUCGAGAAAUUGAACACAAUGGAUUGCACGAGGUGCUUAGAGUCCAUGAAAGCGCAUGAGGAUGCCAUUAACGCAAUAGUUGCAUGGUAUCCCGUAUACACGGGUUCCGCCGAUGUCCUUAUAGAGUACGGGUGAAAAACAGCACUACGAGAAGGUGCAGACUUCUGAACACACUCGAGAAAGCACACAUCAUCAGUCAAUGGGCUUACACUGAACAAUGAUGAAUCAGUCCUGUUCUCCGGCAGCAGCAAUCAUCAGAUCAUGGUAUCGUAGAGAGACGAUGACACCGACCAGAUGGCUUUCCUCGAGGCAGUGGUGCUUUGUUAAUGAGUGGAUCAUCGGAUCGGACUGUCAAGAUGUGGCGACGCCAUGACAAAUGCAUGUACUGUGAUCUCUUUACUGCAGACUGAUCACCAAAGGAAUAACAUUCACCAAGAAAUUCCCCAUCUGUUCAAUUUUUUUUUAUUCCUUUACUAUAAUCUAUAAUUUUUAAAAUUAUUACCUUUGUUAUA